Messenger RNA from Limulus polyphemus (Atlantic horseshoe crab), 2520 nucleotides. RefSeq names its product transcription initiation factor TFIID subunit 8-like (gene Taf8). Gene Ontology annotation, cellular component: transcription factor TFIID complex. NCBI's taxonomy places the organism in Eukaryota, Metazoa, Arthropoda, Merostomata, Xiphosura, Limulidae. The record is from RefSeq and is a predicted model, not a curated record. Bases 715 to 1281 code for a protein of 188 amino acids. The transcript has 7 exons. Gene Ontology annotation, molecular function: protein heterodimerization activity. Gene Ontology annotation, biological process: transcription initiation at RNA polymerase II promoter.
AUAUAAAAUACAGCGGAUAUGCACGUGUUUUGUGGUCACCGAUUUAUAUUUUCAGGUUUACUUUACCUGAAAUUUUCACGACUGACACGAUGAACUGUGAAGAUAUGUAAAACAAGUGUGAUUUGAUAUCCUUAGGCUUAUGAUUAAUAAAAUAUAAGCUUGUAAGACACAUAUCACAUGAUUAAUUGCUGAUAGUUAACAACUUGAAAUACUGACACACACAAUAAUCGCAUAAAGACUUUAGUGCAACAUAAUUUGAUUGUUUUUUUACACCUCUUUGAGCUCUCAAACUGCUGUCUAACAGUGGGACAGCGGUAGGUCUAUGGACUUACAACACCAAAAUUCGGGGGUCGAUUCCUCACGGUAGACACAGCAUAUAGCCUAAUAUGGCUUAGCUAUACAACAAACAAACUCGUACUGUUACUAGGCAGUUUAGUGUUGUUGCCGUUUUUUUUUUCCAUUAAAUGAUCAAACUUUAUAAAUAUAUGUUUGUUUGUGUUGGAAAUAUUUAGUUUCCAUUAAGCCUUUUAGAACAAGCUUACUAGUACUGUUUUCUUACCCACGGCAUAGCACAUUGUUUUGUUUUGUUUCUUGGAUCUAAAAGGUUAUAAGAUAUCAUCAUUUUUUUGCAAUGGUCUUACCGAGAUAGCAAGAAGCACCCAUGGGUUUUGUGAGUUAAGUGGUAGGACUCAACCAGUAGUUGGUGACAUUGUUAUGGCACUUGUAGAAAUGGGGAUCAACAUUGAUUCUAUCCCAUCUUAUGCUAAAAGAUCAAACAGAAUUAACCUGCCAACACCAUCAGUUACACCUUUACCAUCCAACUCCAAAAUUCUCCAAGCAGGUGAGAAACGUCCACUUCCUAGCUAUAUUCCAGAACACUAUCCUCCAUUUCCUGAUCCACAUGCCUACAUUCGCACCCCAACAUACAAACAACCAGUGACUGAGUAUGAGGCUUUACGUGAAAAAGCAGCGAGUCAGAAGCGGGAUGUUGAACGAGCUCUGACAAGGUUUAUUGCUAAAACAGGCGAUACACAUAAUCUGUCUACUGAUGACACAAACUUGUUCCCUUUGAUAGCAUGCAAGCCUUUAUCCAAUCCCUGCUUGAGUGCCUUACUACCUAAGGAUCAGGUGUAUGAAGAAGAGAGUGAAAAUAACAGAGAUCAAAGAUUACCUAUUACAGGACCAGAUGAUGUCAAUGCCAGUAAAGCUGAUAGCGAUAUGGAUGUGAUGGACAGUCCUUACUUACGGCCUGUGAAGAUGCCAAAAAAACGCAGACGUUGAUAGAAAUUUUUAGAAGGAGUGAUACAUAGUUCUAUAAAAAUACAUUGUAUGUGUGUGUAUAUAUUCGUGUUUUAUACUUUAUUUCCUAAAUAUGUGCCUUUUUAAUUAAAUAAAAAUACUUACAGCAGCUCUUAGAUUAAGUAUUUGAGUUUUGAUAUUAUUUAUAAUACAUCCAAGAUAUAGUCUCUUUGGGAGGAAUACGUUUUCAUGGAAUAUGUUAAGAAAGCAUGUUUAAAUGACAUGGUGGACAAGUAAGUAAAUUUUAUUGAUCUUUUAAAAUUCUGUAUAGUCACUCAUGUGGAUAAAAUACUGAAGAACUUCAAAAAAUAUUUGAAUUGCUACAUUGUGACCUAGACCUUGAAAACAUCCUAACCCAUAGUAUUCAAAGUUAUUACUUCAAAGGUAGAAGUACUUAUAAUACCUUAAAAGUGUACAAGAUUUUUAUAUCAAAUUUUAGGCCUAUUGGUUUCUAAUGCUUCACCAAGCUGUCAGCAUUUUAAUUGUAACUUUUUUAAAGUAUUAUACUACAUAUAUGAAUAGUGUUUCACAGAAUCAUUUAUAUUACAUCAUCCAGCCAAACUGACAAGUUCUGGUAUUGAACAAAUGUCCUCUUAGGCAGUGGCUUGUGAAAGACAAAUGAUAGUUAUUUUUACACCUCUGAUUUUGAAUCCAAAAUGUACAAAUUAUCAGGGAUGUAUAAAGAAAACAUCUGCAGUUUACCUGACUUUUAUCACAAAUUUCAGACCUAUAGGUAAAUAAUUUCAUUCUUGCAACAUUGCUAAAAACCUUUUAUGGGCAUUUUAAAGGUGAAAAACUUUAAAGAAUUAAAAUUGUAAUAAUAAUACAUAUUCAUUUGUGAUGAAAUUUAGAUUUAUUUUUCAUCAAGAAAUAAUUUCUUCCAUUGUUUUAGAAAUAACCAUGAUAUUGGGUUUUAAAAGACUUUGAACUCCAAAAACUCAGAGAUCCACAGAAAAUAUAUUGUUUUACUUUUUAAAAAUGAAAGCUAGUUGAAUGUUUAUUUAGUUUGACUAGAGUCUGGUUCUAGUAUCCAGUUUUUGUUGGUAACCAUUUCUAUUAAAUGAAUCAUGAAUAACGAAUGAAGGUCCUGUACAUGGUGGCAGUCUACAUUUUAUUGUUUUUUUAACAAGUUAUUACCAUUGGCCAAAAAAAAUUAUCCAAAUAAAACUGUAUUCUACAUGGUUAAAUAUACAUGAUUUAAUAAUAAGGUGGCCUUCUAUU